This is a messenger RNA of Drosophila bipectinata, 2517 nucleotides long. The record is from RefSeq and is a predicted model, not a curated record. NCBI's taxonomy places the organism in Eukaryota, Metazoa, Arthropoda, Insecta, Diptera, Drosophilidae.
CGAAGCUUCCUUUCCCGCGUGACUUUUGGCUGAAAUAGUGUUUCUGGUGGCAACUUUUUCAUCUUAAAACAUCUAGUUUAGUUUAUUUGAAGAUCAGUGAAAUAAUCAUAAACCUGAAAGAAUAUUGUUUAUUCUAUAAGUGCUCGCUUAAAGUUUCGGGUUGUUUUUUACUGAAUUCGUGGAAACAAAGAUUUUUGUUUGGCAUCUGAUUUUGCCGGCAAGAGGAUCAUGUCGGACCGUGGUCAGAAAAUGAACAUUGACGACAUGUCGACGGAUAAGCUCAAGCCACCAGAACGACCCAAACGCAUCGGCUCGGCACCGACUAACAAUCCACCACGAUCCGGAGCACACAUGCGACGUCUAUUUACUAGUCCGGAACCCGAUUCCUCGGAUUCUGACAAUGAAAAUUUGGCAGCCAACUUGGUACCCACUAGUCCGAUUCCGCGGAGUGCCUGGUUGACGAAUCCGCGGGUUAAUAGAUUCCUUUCUUAUGGAAAUUCAUCGUUCAAACCUAUAAAAGCUUCCGCCUCAGAGAAAUCCUCGGCCCAGGUCCAGAAACCUGUCCCGAUUCGUUCAUCUAAUGGCUGCAAGCCGGGUUCAGGAUUCAAUAACAAAAAUGCUAGUUUGGACACCGAGCCAUCGACUUCAUCGGGACGCAGACAUCCUAGCACUAGUCGCAUUAAUCCUCGGCGGAUUGUCAACGAUGCAGAAACCCAGACAGGCGAUAUGAUGACCAACGCCGAAACACAAGUGUCACAAUGCGAUUUCGAUGCAGCCGCAUCGUCGGAUGACUCUAUGACGGCUUUGGACUCGAUGUCUCCGAGAUCUUUUUCUGGGUUCGAAUUUUACCAUAAAUUUAAUGAACUUCCUAAAGAGGAGAACGAUGAAACCCCUAGACGCAUGUCUGUGGAUACGGCUCCAGAGCUAGCGGAAGCUCCUAUUACUUUGAACGAAUUUGUAGGAACUCCUGCCACUACUAUUGAAGGGUCAAUGCCUCCCCAGCCUUCCUCAAAUCUGGUCAGUAGCAUCUUCGUGGAAGCCCCAGGCCCCGCCAGCAUUACUGAUUCUUCCUUGGGGUCAGUGAUACGUGGCCCCCAGCCUUCCUCAAAUCUGGUCAGUAGCAUCUUCGUGGAAGCCCCAGGCCCCGCCAGCAUUACUGAUUCUUCCUUAGGGUCAGUGCAUCGCGGCUCACAGCCUUCUUCAAAUCUGGUCAGUAGCAUCUUCGUGGAAGCCCCAGGCCCCGCCAGCAUUACUGAUUCUUCCUUGGGGUCAGUGAUUCGUGGCCCCCAGCCUUCCUCAAAUCUGGUCAGCAGCAUCUUCGUGGAAGCCCCAGGCCCCGCCAGCAUUACUGAUUCUUCCUUAGGGUCAGUGCAUCGCGGCUCACAGCCUUCUUCAAAUCUGAUCAGUAGCAUCUUUGUGGAAGAUGGCUCGGCCAGCAUUGGGUCCAAUCAGCGCAAUCAGCUAGCCAUUACCUAUCCGGCUCCCAAGAAGCGGCGCAUCGAAACGAGUGAAGCCAGUGGCAGUGGUGCUGGGGGCAGUGGGGCUGGAGGCGGAAAUUCUCAAGGCGAAGGUCCUGGAUGCAGUGGUGCUUUAACGUUUGGCGGCAGUAGUUCUGGAGAUAAUGGGGCUGCAGGUGCUGAAGUCCGUCUUACUAGAAGUUGUAUUUUGAUGGAAUCUUAUGAUGGAGGUAAUGGUCCUGCAGGCAGUGAUGCUGGAAUCAGUGGUGCUGGAGGCCGUUGUCCUAAUGGCAUUAUUUGGAGUAUUUUGGAAAAAGGUGGUGAAGGCGGAAGCUCCAAAGCCUUUACCUGUGGCGGCCGUGGUACUGGAGCCGGAGGUCCUGAAGGAGGAGAUCCUGAAGGUAGUGGAGGAGGAGAGGCUGUCGUCGUAGGUACUGGAGGCGGUGGUCCCGUUCUUGGAGGCUUCAGCUUUGCAGGCAUUGUUGUUGGAGGCAAUGGUGCUGCAGGGAAUAGGAGCAUUCUUUGGAUAAAAAAAGGAAAUGGAGGCGAAGGUCUCGGAGGCAAUGGUGCUGGAAACAGUGAAGCUGGAGGCCAUGUUCCUCAAGGUGAAAAUGCUGUAGGUGCUACAAACAGUGGUCCUGGUCCUGGAGGGCCUGGAGACUUAAGCUUUGGAGGAACUAUUCCUGUCUGGAUAAAACAAGAAACUGGAGGAGACGGUGGAGCUGGAGGUCAUGUUUUUGAAGGUGACAAUUCUGCAGUUCCUGAUGACGGUGGUCCUGGGCCUAGAGGCUUAAGCUUUGGAGGCAUUGUUACUUUAGAGAUUACUGGAAACGAUGGCACUGGAGGUUUGGGAGACAGUGGUACUGAGACCAGAGACUUAAGCUUCGGAGGCAGUAGUCCUCAAGACAAUGGUCCUGGGCCUGAAGGAUUUUAUUAUGAAGAGAGCAAUCCUGAACGCCUUGAUCCUGAUGACUUUGGUGUUACCCCUGGCAUUGCCCGUCCUUGUCGGAAUCCGGCAUGCCCCAAUAGCUACGAUAGCGACGAGGAGUUGAGUGUUUAA